AUGGAUGCAAUAAUUUCCAAGGGAAGCUUGGCCUCCCUGGCCACGGUUGCGACGGUUUUACAGUUUCUCACAGGAACUGUGAUAUGUAAUCGAUACAUAAGAAAGAAGUCAACGGGUGAUACAUCCGCCUUUCCUUUCAUAUCCGGGUUUUUGUCAUGCUUCAUGUGGCUGAAGUAUGGUGUACUCACCGAGGAAAGUACCUUGAUACUGGUAAACUUCAUCGGAUCCGCACUGUUCUUCUCGUACGCUGUAGUAUUUUUCAUCUUUUGCGUCAACAAGCGGGAAGUCAUUCGACAAAUGAUGCUUAUAUCCUGCAUCAUACUGAGCGCCACCUUUUACACCAUGUUUGAGUCGGACGUUGAGAAAUCGAUCCGUAUCAUCGGUCUCCUGUGUUGCUGUUUGGCGGUGUUGUUCUUUGCCUCACCACUGACAACGCUGGCGCAUGUAAUACGUACACAAAAUACGGACAGUCUUCCUUUUCCAAUAAUUGUCGCAUCAUUUUUCGUAUGCUUGCUGUGGACUGCCUACGGGGUACUUAUUGGUGAUCGUUUUAUACAGGUUCCAAAUCUUCUCGGUGGUAUAUUGGCCGGAAUUCAAUUGACACUGUAUGUGAUAUACCCGAAACAGAAAGCUUCCACUAGUGGCGGACCACGGUACUCCCCGCUGGUAUCAGAAAACCCGAUUUUGUAG
This is a messenger RNA of Anopheles marshallii, 690 nucleotides long. It is a transcript of the gene slv, whose product is annotated as sugar transporter SWEET1. Gene Ontology annotation, molecular function: sugar transmembrane transporter activity. Gene Ontology annotation, cellular component: membrane. Lineage: Eukaryota; Metazoa; Arthropoda; Insecta; Diptera; Culicidae. The transcript has 5 exons. Gene Ontology annotation, biological process: carbohydrate transport. The record is from RefSeq and is a predicted model, not a curated record. Bases 1 to 690 code for a protein of 229 amino acids.